Messenger RNA from Corythoichthys intestinalis (scribbled pipefish), 884 nucleotides. RefSeq names its product transmembrane protein 242 (gene tmem242). The record is from RefSeq and is a predicted model, not a curated record. NCBI's taxonomy places the organism in Eukaryota, Metazoa, Chordata, Actinopteri, Syngnathiformes, Syngnathidae. Bases 228 to 668 code for a protein of 146 amino acids. The transcript has 5 exons.
AACGCCGAAUCCGCAUUUAUACAUCUAAGCUUGUAUAUAUAACACGACGACGCGGACGUGUAAGUGAAGCACAUUUUAAAUUCUUGACAGAUACGAAGUUGAUCUGUUUAGAUUGUAAGGGUGGAGGUCUUGUACAGUAGUUGUCGGUAUACACCUGAAAGUUGCUUGCAACCUUUCAAAAAAUGAAGACGAUGAGGACGGAGGCAAACUGCAGCUGAUUUCAAGCGAUGCAGACGGACCCACACACCAUGUCCGCUGCGGAGGAUCGGCUCGUUAAAGCGUCUCAGAAUGAGGACGAGGACAAACUGCAAUUGAUUAGAGGUGCCGUCUUCCUGGCCGUCGUGUCGUCGCUGGGCCUGAUCGCGGGGUUUGGCUCCACUUUGGCUCUGGCCAAGAAGAACAACCCGGACUGCUUCAGCAAGGGCGCAACGGCGACAGCGGCGCUUCCCGAGAGCGGCGCGGCGCUGGCCCUGCGGGCUCUGGGACGAGGCUCGGCGUACGCCUGCUGCGGCGUGGGCCUUCUGAGCUUCGGCGUCUGCAAGCUGCUCGGAGUCGGCAGCCUGUCUGACCUGAGGCGGAAGAUGGCCUCGUUGUUCCCGGCCAUCCCAAAGUCGAAUGCGGCGGGAUCGGACUCGACCGACUUGGACUCGCUCUUCAAGACCAAAUGAUUGGAAGACGCGGUGCGUGGGAGAACUCUUGAUCCGCGGGCCGCCAUCGACGGCGACAGACGUCCGUGGCUGGCAGUAAACGGUCAUGUGUCGGCGCCAUUGACGGCAAUUGAUGUCCUAUCCGUUUGAAACGGGAGGGUAUUUUCGGAGGCGGAGUCAAAAUAUUUGACGAAAACUACUUACAGUAAAAGAAGUACUACUAAUCGUAAAUUGUUU